Molecule: messenger RNA, 2921 nt
Organism: Drosophila kikkawai
Lineage: Eukaryota; Metazoa; Arthropoda; Insecta; Diptera; Drosophilidae
Source: RefSeq, a predicted model, not a curated record
AGGCAGGCAGGAGAAGUAGCUGGCCAAUCCAUUCGAGCUACUCAAUCGGAACAGAGCAGACAGGUUCAGACAAAAUUUAAGCAUAGGACACAUCCCAGUUUUAGGGAUACGCUAACAGUUAGUAUAGGAAAAUGGCAAAUGCCACCAAUAAGUUGAUGUCCACCGUCGGUGCAGCAGCAGGAAACGCUCGGGCACAACCGCAGACACAUCCAAAUCCGGCAGCUUUAGCCACACGCUCGCAAAAAUUGAAGUUCAUCGGGUGCUGCCAUCUGACCGACAAGCAAAUGGAGCAGCACUACAAGCUCCAUUACAUUUCGGACGGGGAGCUGGCCUCAGUGGGCAUGCAGCGCAGCUCGGUGAUCGACGACUAUCGCCUCAUGCACGAGAUCUCGCAGAUGCACCAGCAGGAUCUGAGGCGAGAGAGGGCACAGAAACUCAGUGCCCUGCCAGAGGAUCGUGCCGAGCGUAUUAAGGAGCUGCAGUUUCGCUUGGGAAUGCGCCCGCACAAGGCAUACAAGUUCCAGCUGCUCAACCAGCUGGUGAGGGUGAUGGACACCGAGCCCGACCCGAAAGUCAUCUUUCCGGAGAAGCAGUUUACUUUUUUUGCCAUCUACUCUGCAACCGAGGAUCGCCGGCUGGCGCCAAAGGAGCGCGAGCGCCACCGGUUCGAUGCCUUCUAUGAUUAUUUGGACGACAUGUUCGUCAACGGUGAUCGCAACAAGGCCAUCGACGUGGUGGUGGACGCCUUCGUCCGUUUGAAGAAGCGACGCAUGCAGAUUAGCCGAGUGCCCAUACCCCGUGGCUAUAUGUCGCCGCGCGGCUACGAUCUCAUUCAAUCAAAUGGGAUUGAAAGGAGUACAGCCUAGGGAUGAAGACGUCUCCACCUCCUGCUCCUCAUCAAAAUCUUGACCGAUGGUGUUUUCUCUUUUUUUUUUCUUUGUUAAUUUUAUUUCGAUUCUCCACAGAAAUACACUUCGAUCCUCAUCAGUAUAUUAUAGUUUAAACAAAUUUUAAAUUAAAUUUCGAUCUCCCAUUGAAAUAAGUUUCUCAGUUGCUGCUGCUUGCUUCAUAAUCGGUAAUCGGUAAUCGGUAAUCGGUAAUUGAUAAUCGGUAAUCGGACCUUGUUUUUCGCUCUAACUCUAAUUCCUCUUCUUUUCCAUUUCGCAUGUACAAAUAUUGGUAUGUAUAAGUUAUGUAUAGAGGAAGGGGAUGUGGGGGGAGACAUGUUGGAGGUAAUUGGGAUUCUAUGAUUUAGUAGUAGGCUCCAUCGUUCAGUAGUAGUAGUAGUAGUAGUCGAGUACAUAUAUAUAUGUAGGUGUAUAUAGAAGUAUGUAUACAUUUAUAUAAAUUUAGGCCGGCAUUCAUACACACGCUUAUAAAGAUCUCGAAUCAUUCACACUCCCAUAGAAUUCGAAUUUUUUGCUUUAGCUAUCCAAUAGACUUAGUCGUAAAUAUGUAUGUAUAUAUCUAGAUAUAUAUACUAUGAAUAUAGUUCCCUUUUGCGCUCUCUUAAACCACUUUCCACUCCCGAUUAUUAUUAUUGUAUUCCAAACUCAACAAGUGCACUAAAGACUCUCGGAAAAAAAUGAUAAGAACUGUACGAAAGUCGAUAAUCGAUCGAUAAUCCGAUUGUUUCGAUAACCCAUUAACGCGACAUCCGAUAAAUUGAUCAAUACGCUAGCUACGCAAAAUGAAAGGCGGAACUGAAACAAUUCUAGUUUUGGUCUGUUGGCCAAACUCCAAGCUCGAGGCGAAUAUUAUCCAACUAUACUAUAUAUAUGUAUGCAUUAGCGCGGUCAAUAAACGAAAUAAACACUUAUGCCAACUGAUUCCUGAUACUUUUUUUGCCCUCUGGAUUUUCCUUUGUAAUUUUAGCAUUUUUUUUUUUUGUUUUUUUUAGUCACAUAUUUUACUAUUUAUAUACACAUACACGCACACACAACUACAAUAUAUAUAUUUUACAUAAAUACACACACAUAAGAAACUUUUUUUUUUGUUUUUUUCUUUUGUUUUUUUGUAAGUAAUUUAUAAUAUUUCAUAGUUACGAUUACGAAUUACUGGCCUAGCUUUAUUUUAUAUUGUAUUGUUUAAUUUCAAUUUCAAUUCAACAUUUCUGGGCUUUGCUAGUUCUCAACUUGUCUCUAAAAAUUGUUGCAGUGUACAUUGGCUUAGUUUGACUUAGUGACUUGUAUGUAUAUAUAUAUAUAUAUAUCCCCUCGUUCCUCCUUCAUAUGAAUCAUAUUUCAUCCUACAGCAAGUCGGUUUAUUUUGAUUCUGUUUCGCUUCCUCCUCGAGGGAUCGCUCCUCCUUUGACAUGGUUUAGAGGAGCGGGACAAUACAACAGCAAAAGGAGGAAGAAGGAGGGUCAUGGCUGCGGGCUUACUUAAUGAUUUAGUUAAUGUUUUGUAGUUUGUUUUUCCCUAUUUAAUAUUUUAUAUACGUUUAUUUUCAAAAUGUACAGCACAAUAUGGAUUUUUGUAUUAUCAUUAGCUCUGUGUUUAUUAUUCCGUCUUACAACUAGGGGGAGUAGUGGGGGGCUUUAAUUCCAAAAAGCGAGGCAGGACCAUGCUAACUCUUUCUCGCUCUUCUCUAAAUAAUUUCAUUUUCUUUUUCGGCUUCACAUCCUUCAUCGGGUCCUCGUCCUUAACGUCUCUUGUAUUAUCAAAAAAAAAAGUUACGUUUAGAUAUAUAUAUAUAUAUAUAUACGUAUAUAUAUGCAUAUAUAUAUAUAUGGUAUAUAUUCUAGAUAUAGCAAUUUAGUUGCGCUUUUUAUAUGCUACGAGUUCACUUAAAGAUUAUUUUGUUUCGCUUCUCUCUGACUCCUAAUCCAUUUAAUUUUCCCUUCUCUAUUUCUCUGCUAAACGGCGGCAUUUUCGUAAGUGCAUUUAAUAGUUAUAUCUCUUUUGUUUUAUAUAUAUAUA